AUGGACAGAAACAUCCUUCUGGCCAAUGAAGCACCACCUAGAUUGCUCAGAGAUGCUCACGACAAGCUCAGAACGGGAUACAAUCAGUUCGGAAGACAUUUUCUUAACCUCGUGCGGCACGAGCUUCCCUUGCGCUUCUACAAACACGGAUUGAAAAUUCCCGGCAACCCGUACGACCUCAGCAUCGUCUCGUGCACAAAUCUGGAAUUGGAACGCCUGCGCAUCACUCAUUACUUCCUAAUGCCUGAUGUCCCUACUUCCGAGCAGGAGCAUUUCCUUGAUUUCCUGGACGAACUAAUCAUCUUUUGCGAGCGCGAUUUAGAGUAUUGCCAGAAACUCGGCAUGGUGGACAUUCCGGAAAAGGGAAACUGGACCUAUUGGUGGAAACGCGUCUACAAAAAGUCAAGAAUGCUCGAAGCAGACUACCCGGAAACGUUUCCUCGUGCUGUCAUGCAGUUCGUGCAACUUCACAGUCCACGCUUCUUCGAGGAAGAGUAUAUGAAAUUUAUGAAUGACAACACGGACUACAGCAAGGACACUCAUUUUUUGGUGGCUAUGUGGCGAGCCGUUUGCCAUUUGUUGAAAAAAUGUCAGCAUAUUGGAUACUUUCUUGCAGUGCUUGAGUACUGGAUGGAUACAGUCAAAAUUGAGUUCAAGCGUGCGCUUCCGCUCGGCAUUUCGGAUAUCAACCCGAAAUGGAGAGAGCUGACCCUGAAGCUGAAAGCCAACCACAUUUCGUCGUCGCAAAUUGGGCCCCUGAGCCGCAGACGGCGCCUGUCGCCUGAUAAUCGUCCCCAUGUGCCAACUUGCCAACCAGGUGCAGAGAGUUCUACAGUUGCAAAGAAGUGCGCUAAUAAAGGUCUGAAAAAGUACUACUGUUUAUUCCACAAACUUUUUUUUUUCAGAUUAA
Molecule: messenger RNA, 910 nt
Organism: Caenorhabditis sp. 36 PRJEB53466
Lineage: Eukaryota; Metazoa; Nematoda; Chromadorea; Rhabditida; Rhabditidae
Source: the annotation of a GenBank genome assembly